Patiria miniata (bat star) is the source of this 5528-nucleotide messenger RNA. Its product is annotated as T-box transcription factor TBX1-like. Gene Ontology annotation, molecular function: DNA-binding transcription factor activity, RNA polymerase II-specific; RNA polymerase II cis-regulatory region sequence-specific DNA binding. The record is from RefSeq and is a predicted model, not a curated record. The coding region runs from base 885 to 2573 and encodes 562 amino acids. Gene Ontology annotation, biological process: positive regulation of DNA-templated transcription; cell fate specification; regulation of transcription by RNA polymerase II. The transcript has 9 exons. NCBI's taxonomy places the organism in Eukaryota, Metazoa, Echinodermata, Asteroidea, Valvatida, Asterinidae. Gene Ontology annotation, cellular component: nucleus.
UGACACGGCUAAGUUGUCGGCAACCAAUGAUUUAGGAGCCCGUCAGCAGACGACAUGUGAGUGGUUGGUAGCCGGGAAGCUGUCAGUCUAGAUAGUCCUACCGUUUUUCACGCCAAUGGCGGGCCUCCAGCCGGCCCCUAUCGCUAAUGACCGCUGCCCGAGGGCCAGCCCCUUUUCUCAAUGGCUGAUACUCUAUCCUAUAUCAUGACUGGGAUUUUUGUUUUAGUCACACAAAUACGUACACACCAUGGUUUGUUUUGGUUGUCCUGAAGAUCAGUCUUCGCUGACCGUCCACUGAAGGAGUGAACCCCCAGCUUGUCAUUAUUAUCAGCAUCGCUAACCUCAUCAAGCGCCGGGCCGCCGAGGAGAUACUCAUACCUAACAAGACAACAUAACUACUGUGCGCUUUAUGCACCUCCUGUGUUUUGACACCGAACUGUCGUGUUGAGGGCACCAAGCUAAGCCGAACCGUGUGCAUGCCGACAUCGCAAGGCCGUUGCCCGAGCUCCGAGCGGCAUCGUCUGUGUUGACCCGCCGGGUUCUACGGCCCUCGUGCCCCGGUACACCCUCGCGGACUCCAGCGCUCCGGUGCAAAUUUACUCAGCGAUUGACACAGCUCUGCAAAUCUCUUCCAAAAGCAUUUCGGAUUUUGCCGCGAACAAGGAGGGAGAAAUUCGAACGGGUUUUACCGCUACUUCUGCUGUUUUGCAUCUCGGGAUUUUCCUUGACAAUCGCUGUUUUAUUGGGAAGACACUGAUUAUUCCAACUUCGAUCCAAGUCAAAAACCAAACUAGACAUCGACCACGACAGCAGCUGUGACGGAGAAGAAACGGGACACACGGAGGAAGCGAUAGGUGCCUGAAUAAGUUGGUCCUUUUUUGGCUAUGGAUUUGAAUCAAACGGAUCAAAACCCACUUUCCCCGCGAGCAAACCGAUUCAGCAUUGCUUCACUGAUUUCACCGGAGGAUCGCGGUGAGGCCGAGGAGGCUUUAGCGGUCGUGAACGGGACCGGCUGUACGGGCGUCUCGUUGCAGAGCACGGGCGACACGUCGCUGGUGGACGCGCUGGAUCACACGGUCGGGGAGUGGGGGUUGCGAUACACAACCGACCUACACACAAUGGAAGUUCCAAGCAAGACCUCGGAGGGGUAUGACGAGAGUUGCAACAACACUCGCCGGUCCUCCAGCCCGCCGCAGAUCCUCAGCGACCACUGCAAGGACAGCACCGGUGGCGGUGGAGGUACCACCAUGGAGCAGAUGACCAAGCUGUCCGGCUCGGCUUCCGAUACCUCCUCCAUGAACGGGGACAGGGAGGGGCGGGUCCGGAGCAGCGACGGGGACGGAGUGGAAGACGGCGAGGAGGGCCAGGGUGUCAAGAGACGGCGACUGGACGAGAAGCCCAUGAGCGCCAAGGUGGUGACGGUGGAGGUGCGGCUAGAGAUGAAGGCACUCUGGGACGAGUUCCACUCUCUGGGGACUGAGAUGAUUGUCACCAAGGCUGGAAGACGAAUGUUUCCGACGUUUCAAGUCAAGAUCUCGGGGAUGGAUCCCAUGGCAGAAUACAUACUCAUGAUGGAUUUCGUCCCGGUAGACGACAAGAGGUACCGGUAUGCCUUCCACAGUUCCAGCUGGCUGGUAGCGGGCAAGGCUGACCCUGAGAUGCCGGGCCGUAUUCACGUCCACCCGGACUCGCCCGCCCGGGGAGCCAUGUGGAUGAAACAGAUCGUGUCCUUCGACAAACUCAAACUGACCAAUAACCUGCUGGACGACAAUGGUCACAUUAUCUUGAACUCCAUGCACCGUUACCAGCCGCGGUUCCACGUGGUGCACGUGAGCGGUCGGAAGGAUUUCGACGACGCUCCGGAGCGGGACUUCAAGACGUUCAUCUUCCAAGAGACGCAGUUCACGGCCGUGACUGCCUACCAGAACCACCGGAUAACACAGCUCAAAAUAGCGAGCAACCCAUUCGCGAAGGGGUUCAGAGAAUGCGACCCAGACGAUUGUAUUCGGGCAUCGUCAGGUCUUGUCAACACACACCAAGGCUCAAGCAUUAUUGAAAUUAUGCCGCACACAAACGGGCCGAGAACGCGUAACCACCACCGUCCCAGCUCGCUUCAGAUUGUGGGUAUCAGCCGGAGCAGGCCCCUCACGCACAGGCAACAGAGCAACGAUCAAAAUUCCGAGGCGAAUCGCAAUGCCACGUCGGGUACCUCAGUGUCCCCUCCUAUGACGUCAGAGCCCUCCAGCACCCUCCCCGGCUCCCAAUUGGUCAAUCCCAACCCCAGCUUCCCGGACCUGGGCCAAUCGCCGAUGACCAACGGCACCUGUGCUACGGACACCUAUCCGACCUACCACCCGGCCGACAACCAGUACAGCUACGGUCCCAGUUGCUACUUUCGGUCCAACACGCGGCCCACGCCCUACUCGCGUGACGUGUCCUACAUGAGGGACACGCGGUACUGUGGCAACGGACUGAGUUACAUGGGGCGGACCAAUCCACAGUUCACCUACGACCCUACCACCAUGAUGAGUGGGAUCGAUCCGCGGAGGAACUACACCCAACACAUGGUCUGAUGACUGCCGGAACUGCUUUUUCAUAUUAUAGUAUUCAUAGGAAGUAUUAUGAUUAUAAAGAGCAAUUAUGAUAACAAAAAUUGUAGAUAUUGCCGGGUUUUUUUCUCGCACGACAAAUCAUGGCAACCAUUCGAAGCGGGAAACACUGUAAAAUCACGAGGAAUCAACGAAAUCAGCAAAAGGUUUCAGUAAUGCUCUUCCAAAAAAUGAAUUAAGUCAUGCAUAAAAAAUGACUCGUGUAGCAUGAGGUUUAAUAUUCAGAUUAACAGUGACUGAGAAUUCUUCAAUCAGAGAAUAACACGAUUUUGAUUAUUCGUUUUGAUUGGUCUUCAACCCAACCACCUCAUUUUGAAUUGUAUAAGCGUAAGUACAAAGCCAUCUAUGAGAUCUGUCAGUCGAGUCAGAUCGCAGGUGUUCAAGAUGCUAGGCAAACGAGUCUGCUGAAGCUAUAUCAAUGCCAUGACAUUGCGCUGGUUUGUUUAAGAACGUCCCGAAGCGGCUAAAUGCAAAACAAAUUUGGUAUUUAUUAGCCGGGGACCAUCUGCGCCAGUUACGCUCAGUGACAGCAAAGUGUCCUCCCGAGUUUUCGUUUCGGUUGCCAUGGGACUUGGUGAGUCCUUAAGGUGCUUUUUUUGAACGGCUCAUUCCGUUUAAACAAAUAAAAAAACAGUUGUGCGAUCAAGUGCGAAAUACCAAGCUGGUCUACGUCAACUGAAGAAACUAGUUUGGAGGGAGAGAAGUUCAGGCGAUGACACCCCAGAGAACCGGUUGACACCGGUUUGGGCCACUCCCGACCGAACCCAACUGGUUUAAUAUUGGGACGUGUGAAGUGUGGUUGGAUACAUUCGACCAGAGUCGGUCGCGUUAGGCCUAUAGCAGACGGCUUUCCGGAGCCCGAUGUCCUGCCGGGAACUGCGCCGAGUCCGCAAGGCGCGAGCGACGAACCGGCGGGAGCGGAGAGCGUACAUCGACGGGUGAAGAAUCAGUUCACACCCGGUGCCUUAUCAUCAUCAUUACCGUCAUCAUCAUUACCAUCAUCCUCGCUCGUCUUCAUCCAUCUCGUCGUCAUCAGUUGCCGUCUUCCCUGUAAUAAGUAAAGGGCACGGCUAUGGCACGUGACUAGUAGGACUCCAACACACUCCGACACCCGUUGACAAACACGGAUGUAACUUCCCGGACGAAACAGCAUGCACUCCGCGCCGCUGCGCCGGUUCGCCAUGUAUCGAGAUUGAUGGGGGGUACAGAGCCUGAGCCUCGUAAGCCCCCUCGGCAGGAAGGGACUAAAAACGCGGUGAUGUUUCGCAUUCACCCCGUUCUUGUCGUGUCUUUGACUACAUAGCCGGGAGACCUGACGGUUUCUGAUUACUUCCAAGCCGAACUCGGCCAUUUGUGCAAGGUGUGGAGUGAUGAGGCUUGGUCGCACGACCGCAAGGCUUACAGCUUCAACUUGGAUAGCCAUGAACUCGGGGAACAUUUGGGGUCUUAUGAUGUCCAAGUUGGUUGACCGGAACUCGCCAUAUCAUGUCGUCACGCCCUUAUUAACGCACUGUAUAAGCAUGACUUACGAAGCAAGCAUCCGAUAGGCCGCAUGUUAUCCAGUUAUCGUGACAAGAAAAAUGGAAGGGUUCAGAAAUACACACUUUGAUGUACUUAAUUAUUCUUGAAACCAUAAUUGCCACGCCCUCACUGAAUUAUGCAUGACUAGGGAGGAUAUUGUAAAACGCAUUGAUGUGAUAUGCGUGGCAGUCAGUUAAUUUUGAUCACUGAUCAGAGAGAUAUCACAUCGAAGGGGGAAAAGAAAAAGAAAUUAAAAAUAAUAAUAAAAGCGUGUGGAAAAUAUUUCAAACUAGAUGUGGAAAUUCCCUGUCAUGUUAAGCUCCUGAAACCAGACUGACUCAAGUCAGUUUCAAUUCGGUUGGAGGUGAGACUUCAGUUGAAGAUUGGUUUUUCCAACGUGUACAGUAAAGUGAAGAAACAAAGCUUGAUAAAAUUAAAAACAAAAUAUAGAAAUUGGACGAUGUUCUGCUCCUAACGAGGAUUUUUUUUUUAUUAUUAAACUGUAUUCAAUCCGUUUUGCAAAGAAUAUUCGGUCAUACUAUAAGAUGCAACUUGUACAGAGGUUAUUUUCCUAUUUUUGUUUUAUAUAAAAGGACUUUGGUUUCAGCCCUAAUUUGGGGCGAUGCAGUGUACAUAAUUUGAAAAGUGUACAUAAAUGUAAUUAUGUUCGUAAACAAAACAAAGACAAGACAAUCUAUAUAGGAGGGACAUGGUUAUAUGCAAAUUAGAUUACUGUUGUCAGCGUUGUCUUGCCGGUCAUGCGCACACGGCGACAUCGAAAUGACGUCACGGUUUGAUUAGCAUAUGCCAUCCUAAAUGAAACACGGAAUGUUCAGAGUAUCAGAAUCAUCGAUAGUAAAGUAAGGUUUAACGUCAAUGCAUCUUUCCGAUGGAAGUUAUUUCUCAGGAAUGUGACUAUUGGGCUGAAAAUGUUCUUAGCGUGAUAGUAUUCCACGAGAUGUAAACAGAAAUAACACCAGAUAACAUCAGUUGUAAACAGAAACGAUUCCGUAUGUAAUAGUCCACACCAUGUACUUGUGUUUCAACCACUUGAAUUUUCCUUCAGUGAUAUCCAAGCAAUGAUGUAACUUACUUAUGUUAAAACAAUGGCAUUUGCCCACAAUAAAAUCAUCUCGUCAGAACCAAGAUGCAGUAUGGUAUAAAAAGUUCUACCACAUUGCCACUGUAAUACUGAAUGAAAAUCACCAAUAUAACAUGAUAGGAUUUGUAUUUUUUAAAUAAAGAUGGAAUGAGAAGUAUUAAAUUAACAGUGUUAUACUUUGACUGGCUCAGCAGUACUGAUUUUGACCAAGCAGGUGAAAACUCGUUUGAUUUUGUUAACAAAUUUGGUUUCAAACUGUAGAGAACAAAACAACGGUCACGCGAAUCUUGUCACAU